Seminavis robusta is the source of this 1380-nucleotide messenger RNA. The record is from the annotation of a GenBank genome assembly. Lineage: Eukaryota; Bacillariophyta; Bacillariophyceae; Naviculales; Naviculaceae.
AUGCUGGGCAAUCUAGUUCUUACUCGAGAGACAUCGUUCCCCAGAGCCGUUUACGAAGACGCUAGGCGUGAUGAGAUCAGGUUGUUUCAUUCACCUCUGAUUAUCGACGAUGAUGGAGACGAGGAGGUGUGUUUUGAGCCAGACGAUGACAUUGAAGAUGAACCAAACGACAGUAUGAACAACGAUGUGCUGUUGCUUCAGAAGCCAACAUCGUUGUCUCGAAGCGCUUCUCGUACACCCAGCCGAGAGGUCCUGGCAAUCAUCGAAAACCUAGAAAAGGCCCUGGACGAUGAGGUUGAAGCACUUUCGUCGGACAAGAAUCCCUGCGUUUCUCGUCUAUCCGGUUUGAAGGGAGUCAUGAACCGCAUCCAGAAGUAUUCUAAAGGAGCUAGUGGUGGCCUCGACAAGCAACCAGAACCAGACAAGGCUUUAGACAAAACGCUCACCACGGAGUCUGAGAACACAGAUGCGCCGCCGGUAGCACCAACAAUCGAAACAUCAACCGCGGGACCCAAAUCGGCAUGGACUUGUAUCUUUCGCAUGGGUCGCCGACGCAAGCGAAACAAGAAAAAGAAGAGACCAGCUGGAGAUCAAGUGAUGCUGAUACCCAACCAUUUCAAGGACAGUGAGUGGGGUCCAUCAGAUGAUCCAAGCCAAAGCAAGUCCAGUACAAAAGAUCUUCAAGGUACGCGCAAUCUGUCCAAGACGAAACAGCGCAAGAGACAUCACUUGCUACAGCGAUUGUUGCAGCGCCGCCGUCCCCUGAUCAACAUGAAUCAAACUAGUUAUGUUGCUGAUCAGUACCCCGAUCUCGAUCUGUAUCAAGAAAGGACCCGUAGCAUUUCAUUCUGGGACGAAGAAGAUGACCACAACGAUGACCGAGUCGAUGAAAAGGACAGCCAGGACUGCCCUCAACAGAACUUUCGCAAUGACGAAGAGUUGAUCGAUCGCUUGGUUAAAGUUAGCGACGAAAAUGCGAGCCUCGACGUGGAAGAGGGACUUUUUUGUCUCCAAGAACGCAUUCGUUCUCGAUCAUCCCAUAAUGCUCCCAAUACCCCCAUGUCGGCUCAAGACAGUCGAGCUCCCAUGUUCAGUGCUUCCUUCUUGGAAGCCCCAUCCCUCUUCAUUCCUUCCGUCUCCAACCAAUUCUCUGUCAUGUCUGGACAUGAGCGUGAUCCUUCCAUUGCCUCUCAUAAUGAGAGCAUUCCCAGUGUUUCCUCCCUUGAAGACUUUUUGUGUUCGGUGAAUGACAGUGAUCAGUCGGCUGCGUCACUGGAAGCUCUUUUGUUUGAACAGGAACUGGAAAAGUUGACAAGCGAAGAAUUGGCCCAGCUGCUGGAUUCGGAGCUUGAGAAGCUUCUGCUUGAAGGAAUUGCUUAG